Messenger RNA from Larimichthys crocea (large yellow croaker), 3075 nucleotides. RefSeq names its product cannabinoid receptor 2 (gene cnr2). Bases 1035 to 2189 code for a protein of 384 amino acids. Gene Ontology annotation, biological process: G protein-coupled receptor signaling pathway. The transcript has 9 exons. The record is from RefSeq and is a predicted model, not a curated record. Gene Ontology annotation, molecular function: cannabinoid receptor activity. Lineage: Eukaryota; Metazoa; Chordata; Actinopteri; Sciaenidae. Gene Ontology annotation, cellular component: membrane.
AAAGCAACCUUUGAAGGGGGGUGUGUCGAUCAAGAGUCAGCUAUGUAUGGAAAGUAGGUCACAGAGAGGCUUCUGCAGGUCGUACAGAAGGUCAUUUACCGUAGUUAUUGGGCGAGAAAGAUCACUGGAGUUCCUCAUGAAUUUGAAUUGUCAGUUGUGUUGUUGUGAAACACAACCCACACAAAGCGAAGUGGGAAAGAACAAGAAGGAAAAGGAGUUUCACACCACUCAGCAAGUUUCCUGAUGGACAGUAAACUGCUGCAAACUGUAGCUGAGCUGGGCUUCUUUCUUUUGGACUGUGAUCUGACAUUGCUGUCUGAAGGUCUGGAAAUCUGGAAAUGAGGAGAGGAAAUGCGUUUAAUGGAUUCAACCCAAAUCCCCAGCAACUAUUACACCCUGACCCACCCCACUGACUGUGGACGUCUGUGUGACUUGUGAAUUUGCAAUGCAGCCACCCUCCUUAUCAUCUCCCCUCACUCGCACACUUUGCUACCCGUCUGGUCCGUACGGUCACACUGUUGUUCUGCUGCUCAGAGACAAUAUAAUUCAGAUCCUCUUAAAACAGACCCCACAGGAGAGAGAAUAAGGAAGUCCCCACACUCAUCCACUUAAUGUAAAAAAUACAGUCAAGGUGAAGGUGAAGGUUUCAUCAUCAUCGAUCAAAUAAUUACAUAAAAACCACACGGUAUUUCAUCUUUUCUUUGUACUGCAUCUGCUUUUGAUGUUUGGAUGUAGCUGUAUCUGUCUCAUCUUACAUAUUUACUUCACUAAUCUUAGUUUACUUGCUUGGAAAUAAAUUGUACAUGAAAAUUGAGUUCCUCUUAGAACAUUUUUGCAGAAAUAAUAAUAAGGAGAAGUACAGUUCUUGGGGUGGCCAACCAUGUGCAAAGCCUCAGUCCUUGCUGCGGAAGCGCAGGGUUUGAAUCUAACCUCUCUCUCUCUGUCCCCACAUUUCCUGUCACUCUUCAGCUGUCUCUAUCAAAUAAAGCUUGAAAAGGCCGAAAGAAAAUAGUACAGUUCUGGUAACAGCUGAAAUGGAGGAAUGGAAGAUUCCCACUUCUUUAGGACCGCCAGAAGCCAAAGAAAACACCUCAUCGUCUAUGGUGACUUGUGAUAAUCUGGAAUGCUACAUGGUCCUCACGGACGCAGAGAAGACAGCCAUCGGCUCCAUCUGUUUCCUGGCAGGUCCCGUCACACUGCUGGAAAAUGCUCUCGUGUUGGCGGUGAUCGCUGCCACAGCCACCCUGCGGCAGAGGCCUUCGUAUCUGUUCAUUGGCAGCCUUGCUCUGGCUGAUGUCUUCGCCAGCUGUUUCUUCACCACCAGCUUCCUGGACUUUCACCUCUUUCGCCGGAGUGAUGGCCCCAACGCAUACCUUUUUAAAUUAGGUGGUGUCACCAUGGCCUUCAGUAGCUCAGUGGGGAGUUUACUGCUGACUGCCCUGGACCGUUACCUCUGCAUCCACCAGGCCUCCAGCUAUAAGGUGCUCCUGACCCGCCGACGAGCCCUGCUGAGCUUGCUGAUCCUCUGGAGCGCCACCAUCUUCAUCUCCUUCUUGCCUUUGAUGGGUUGGAGGUGUCCCACAGUGCUUACUCCACCCUGCUCAUGCCUGUUUCCCUACAUCAACCAGGAGUAUCAGGUCUGCUGGACCAGCUUCAUCUUGGUGCUUCUGGCUCUCAUUUUAGGUGCUUAUGCCCUCAUCCUGUUGAAGGCCCACCGCCAUGAGUCCUCCAUGACCAGCCUCCAGGGAGCAACAGGGACAGGCCAUGCCCGCAUGAGGAUGGAUAUCCGGCUAGCGCGCACCUUUGGCUUGAUCCUACUCAUACUAGUGGGCUGCUGGCUUCCUGCACUCUCCUUCAUGUUAGCUGAUUUCUCUGUGGUCCUGACCCACACCCAAAAGAGGGCCUUCGCCUUUUGCAGCACCCUCUGCCUGGUCAACUCUGCAGUCAAUCCACUACUCUAUGCACUGCGCUGUCGGGAGCUAAGAAUUGCCCUAAUGCAGCUGCUACACAGGCUGUGUCUGAUUGGUAGGUGUAAAAAAUCCACAGAGGAGUCAACCCCAGGCUUCACCUCCACAGAAGACAACAACUGUAUCGCCAUCUCUGAGGAUGAGAUGUCCAGGACCAGAACCACACGACUUAACUCAGUCUCAGAGGUGGUAAACCAUCAGGAGCUGAACAUCAUAAAAUGAGCUGUACAGAUAGAGAUGUGUCUAAAAUACCUAUGAGCAGGAUUAGUUCUCAUUAAAUUAGAGGCAAGGCUGUUGUAGUUAACAUUAUUAAACAUAACGACAUAACCAAAAUAACAGGUAGAAAUGUGGGAAACGUGCUACAUAGUGUGUUAUUCGCAUAUACAAGAUAAAAAGACAGCUUGUAAGGAUAAAAAUUAUACCUUUGGCAAAUAUUUUGUCGCCAUUACACAACUUUAAUCAUAAGAAUAAGUACAAUUAACCUGCCAUGAUUGGAUUUCGCAAUGGCUGGAACUGACAGAUUCUAGUCAAAAUAAAGCUUCUAGUCUCUUUUUACGUAUAGGCUGGGUAAACGGUUUAGUUACAUGGGGCUUUUUUUUUUUAAGUGAGAUGCCCAUCAGACCCCUAAGCUUUUACCUCUCUGUCACAUAUCAGUGCUUUAAUGCUGACACUCCUAUAAAAAUAGUGUCCAGUGAACACGAAGUGCUAGAAAGGUGGAUUUGUUGUUCGCAUGCUUGUUUAUGUUUGAGGAUUUGUUCCCCGUGCGUGUAGGAACAGAGGACUCUGUGGGUUGCCUAUCCUAUCUGCACAUGAAUGCCAGGACUCCACAAAAGCCCCAUGCACAGGAGGAUUUCACACAAUGUUCACCACAUGAAUCCAAGCAGCGUGCCGAGGUAAAAAUGGGACACAUGCCAGGAAGAGAACGAGCACAGACACUAGAACACUCUUUGCAAUAUAGUCACAACUGGCAGCUGCACAGGCGCACAUAGGAAUCACAAGAUAGAGACUCACAAAAGUCCUGAAAUGCUUGUUGAUCUUAGGUCACUGGAUACUAGACAGAACACAUGUUUUAACCCCCAUAUCAAGUGAUUAAAGAUACUUGACCACA